Messenger RNA from Penicillium alfredii, 1866 nucleotides. Its product is annotated as phospholipid:diacylglycerol acyltransferase. Gene Ontology annotation, biological process: triglyceride biosynthetic process; lipid storage. NCBI's taxonomy places the organism in Eukaryota, Fungi, Ascomycota, Eurotiomycetes, Eurotiales, Aspergillaceae. The record is from RefSeq and is a predicted model, not a curated record. Gene Ontology annotation, molecular function: phospholipid:diacylglycerol acyltransferase activity. Gene Ontology annotation, cellular component: perinuclear endoplasmic reticulum; cytoplasm. The coding region runs from base 1 to 1866 and encodes 621 amino acids. The transcript is spliced from 3 exons.
AUGCUCCGCCGCCGCACGGCCAAGGACGUCCCGCCUUCCGACUCGUCCCACAACCGUGCGUCUCGGCAUACUGAAGAGGACCGCCUCCGCGCCGAGUUUGGUGACGCGAAAGUCAAGCAGCUAGUCAUCAAGCCCCGGAGCAAACGUCGCAAUGGGUUGAUCUUCGCGUUGGGCGGCCUGUUUGGCAUCUUUAUCGCCCUGUUUUUCGCCAACCAGCAGGAGGUCAUCAGCCUGGACUCGCUCAUGGACUUGAACCUCGACUCGUUGAUUGACGCUAUUCCGCAAGGCAUUGUACGAGAUGCGAAGGAGUUCUCGCAACACGAACGCGAUGCCGUCAGCUACGAUUCAUUCUCCGUUGGACUCCAUCUUCAGUCCCAGGGCGUUGAGGCCAAACACCCCGUCGUGAUGAUCCCCGGCGUGAUUUCUACCGGUCUGGAGAGCUGGGGCACCGGGGCCAGCUCGCGGCAAUACUUCCGGCGGCGGCUAUGGGGUAGUUGGAGCAUGAUGCGUGCGCUGGUGAUGGACAAGGCGGAGUGGAAGAACCAUGUUAUGCUUGACCGCGAGACUGGCCUGGAUCCGCCAGGGAUCAAGCUCCGCGCAGCGCAAGGCUUCGACGCCACCGACUUCUUCAUCACAGGUUACUGGAUUUGGAACAAGAUUCUGGAGAAUCUGGCGACGAUCGGCUAUGAUCCAACUAAUGCAUUCACUGCCGCGUACGACUGGCGGCUGUCAUAUCUCAAUCUGGAGAUUCGAGACAAGUAUUUUAGUCGUCUUAAGUCUUAUAUUGAGACUGCGGUGCAGGUACAAGGCGAGAAAAUCACGCUGGCUUCGCAUAGCAUGGGCUCGCAGGUUGUGCUGUACUUCUUCAAAUGGGUGGAAAGCGAGGAACAUGGUAACGGCGGGAAGGACUGGGUCAAUCGGCACAUCGACUCAUGGGUUAAUAUUAGUGGCUGCAUGCUCGGCGCCGUCAAGGGGUUGACGGCCGUCUUGUCCGGGGAGAUGCGCGACACGGCGCAGCUGAACGCGUUUGCCGUUUAUGGGCUGGAGAAGUUCCUCUCUAAAGAGGAGCGCGCUGAGAUCUUCCGCGCCAUGCCCGGAAUUUCUAGCAUGCUGCCCAAGGGCGGCGAGGCCGUCUGGGGCAAUUCCACCUGGGCACCGGACGACCAGCCGGGCCAGUCUAUGACCUUUGGGAACCUAUUGAACUUCCACGAGACCAACUCCUCGUGGACGCGGCGCAACUUGACCACGUCUGAAAGCCUGCAGUACCUGCUGAAUCAGAGCGAGGACUGGUACCGCACGCAGGUGCUGAACAGUUACUCGCACGGGGUGGCACAUACGGCACGCGAGGUCGAGGCCAACGAAAAAGACCCGCGCAAGUGGCUCAACCCGCUGGAGGCGCGCCUGCCGCUCGCCCCGGACAUGAAGAUUUACUGUUUCUAUGGGGUUGGCAAACCUACUGAACGCAGCUAUUUCUACCAACAGGAACUCGACCCGCUGGUCAAUCUGAAUGUCAGCAUCGACACCACCGUCACCAACAAUGACGGCGUCGACCACGGCGUGGUCAUGGGCGAGGGUGACGGCACGGUGAAUCUACUGAGCACCGGGUACAUGUGCGCCAAGGGCUGGCAUAUCAAGCGCUACAACCCGGCGGGCGCCAAGAUCAAGGUCUUUGAGAUGCCGCACGAGCCGGACCGGUUCUCGCCGCGCGGCGGGCCCAACACUGGUGACCACGUCGACAUCCUCGGCCGCGCCUCGCUCAACGACCUCAUUCUCCGCGUCGCCGGUGGCAAAGGCGACCAGAUCGAGGAGACGUUUGUCUCCAACAUCCGCGAGUAUGCGGACCGUGUACAGAUCUUUGAAGAAUAG